ACAUUUGUUCAGCUCAACAACGAUGUAAACAAUACCGGAUAACGAAGACCAUGAAGUUAUUGGCUAUUUAAAGAAUUGACGUGGACAAACGAAAUUUCUGAUCAAAUGUCUGACAGACAUCGUCAAAGUUUCUCAAAAUGUAUGAAGAGGUGAAAGACUACCUGAACACCAAACGCCAGGAAGUGGACAAAUCUCGUAAAAAGCCGGUGGGAGCCCAGCCCUCGCCCUGGGCGUUCGUACCGGGGGAGCCCAAGGAGAAUUUCAACGAAGUGUACCCAGGGAUUCUCCUGGGUAACCAUUUUAUAGCCAAAAAUAAAGAGGAGUUAAAACGGAAGAACGUUACCCAUGUUGUCAACUGUGCCCAGGGAACAAAGUUUAACCAGAUCAAUACGGACGAGGGGUAUUUCUCGGACACAGACAUCAAGUUCCUGGGGCUGCAGGCUCUGGACAUAGCCAGGUUCCCAAUGAGCAAGUUCUUCCAACCCGCGGCAGACUUCAUAGAUGAGGCCCUUGCUAGCAAAGGGGUGGUUUACGUGCACUGUAUGAGCGGAAUGAGUCGUUCCGGCGCCAUUGUCCUGUCCUAUCUGAUGAUUAAACGAGGGAUGUCCGUAAUGGACGCCGUAAAACUAGUCCGUGACAAGAGGGAAAUCUUCCCCAACGACGGCUUCCUGAAACAACUCUGUGAACUGGACCAGCAGUUACAGCAACAAAGAUGAACAAAUUCGUAACAUGCAGAACUAAAAACGGUCAUUUUCCGGCAGAGGUGGUCGGCCAUUAUUUUUUUAGUACGGCGUCUGCAGUUUGGUACUUCUGGCUAAUUCAACAAACGUUGCCAACAAAGAAACGCCUGGUUACAUGUAUCAAGAUUGACCAGUCUUUUUUAAAAGAUUUCAAAAACAUGUUCCAAUACUUGGAGGUCUAUCAUUGGUGCAUUUUCAUUUGUUGUCUUACGAAAAUGUCUGUAUACGUGUAUAUUUGUUUCUAUGAUCUGAAGCUUUUUACCGCAAAGAAAACCCUCUUAAAACAGAAACCAAUUUUUUCUUGUUAUUUUCACUCGUAUUCUCGAUUUUAUUGCCCAAGGACCUCUCAUCGCCAAGUACCACUUUUUUAUUAUUGCACAUAAAACUAAACGGUAGCGAGAAUACCGGUAGUUAUUUACUAAAUACCUAUUCUCGGCCGAUUUUACAACUCUACUAUUUAGCGAGAAUGUGGUUUUGGCCUGUUCAGACCAAUUAAUAAUUUCAGUAGAUACUCAUAUACUAAUUUUUCAUAGAAUAAUACUCAAACGUAUGCCCGCUAACAUCUUUAAGAGAUGACCAAAAAAAACAGCGAUUGUAUACAUUUACGUUUCCAAUUGCUUUUUUCAUGAAAUUUUAUAAAUUACUUCAUACGAUUUCAUUGGUUUGUAUUGAUUAAGUAAGAAUUAUAUGCAUACAUCAUAAAAGUGGCACUUCUCCUCAGAAGAUUUUUAAAACAAGUACAUGUACUUACAAGGAGUGAAAUCUAAAAUACGAUACGAUGAUUGCUUGUUCAUGGCCGUAUAAAGCCAUUUGCUAUCAGACUCCACCUGUUUAACAUAAUUUAAGCAAAUGAAAGUUAGUACAUGUAUUUGGUUUUCUGAUUAAAGUCACAUUGGUCUUGUCAGUUUCUGAUAACAGACUGAGUUAAAGGACAUUGAAAACAACAGGUCUUUAUCAUACAUCUGACAGUGGCUAAUCGAAUUUUUUUUUUUUUUUUACUUUUAACGUAACUUUUAAAUUAACACCGAAACUAAUAUCGGUAAAAAUUCAGUCAGAUAUAUAUCUCAUCAUAAAUGGGUAUUCAAUCACUACACCUGUUAAAUGCCAUUGUAUUCGAUUUUCCGUGUUCUUUUGAAAAAAAAAAACCCAACGAGAAAGUCAAUAAAAAUCAAAGAAAAUGUAAAGAACGCUUUUAAAAAUUGAGACGAAGAAAAUUUGUGUAGAAGCCAAAAUAAAUUUUUUAUAGAUUUUACAGGUAUUCCCUGUUGUACACGUGUGGUAUAGAAUAAAUAUAAUUGUCACUGUACAAGCAUCGAUAUUGAUUGGUAAAGCUCUGUAUCUCUAUUAUUCAUAAGAACCAUGUUGUGUGGUGUCUGCAAAAUUAUCCAGAAGGUUUGGCUUAUUUCCAAAGAAUACCAAACCUGGUUCGGGUUUUUAAAAUUACGUUAUCAAUCUUUCUAUCUUGUACUUGUUUUAUCUAUCAUGUAUUAAGGCCCUCGUGAAGAGCAAAGUAAACAACAAUUUAAAAACAAAAAGUGAAAUCUAUUUCAUUUAUCGUCAUUAACAUUAUUCAACUCGUAUAAAAAAAAGCGUACACCAUUUUCGUCAACAUUCUUUUUUUAUGUUGUUUUCAGAGAAAAACUUUAAACAAGGGGGUCUGUGUUUUGUUUAAGCGAUCAUCAAAAUUCCUUGUUGAUCUAGAAGGGUGCAUUGCACGCAAACCCCUACUUAAAUGAAAAUAAAAGUCCCAAGAGCGAUAAAAAUCAAUAAAGACCACAAUCUCAUCACUUAAACGAAACCUGUUGAUUUGACAAAAUUUCAUACAAAGCAAUGCGGUAUAUAGCAUGCCUAUAAUUUGGUGUUUUGGGCGUGAUUUAUAUUGAUUCUCGAAUACACCUGUAUCUUACGCAAUAAAAUCAUAAAUUUUGCAGUGAUCUAUCUUCAGAAAGAUUUCAAAUACAACGAAUGAUAGCAGUUUACCUGUCUGGAUUUUUUUCUGCUGAUUUCACAUAAGAUUUUCUGUGUAAACGUUGAAACCUUUACCUGACGUGACAGCUCAACAACGCAAUUUUAUAAACACUCAUGCUAAAAAACAUAUUUCAGUAAAUGUGAAAAAAUGGCAAUUAUAUGCAUAUCAACUGCAAUACUGUGAAGGUAUUUUUUAAUUGUAAAAAUACGGAUAACAGAUACAGAGUAUCAAGAUAAUUUCAUACAGUUUUAAGAAUAUAUGUAGCAAAGGAAACACAUUGUAUAUUUUUUAUUGGGAAUUAAACUAAAAAUAGCAUGAUCCGUCUCUAAAAUAAAUUAGACCAUACAUGUAUUGAACUAUCUAUCAUAAGCUGGUAAAAAUAAGGAAACAGCUGGUCUAAAACUGAUUGUUAUAUUUGUUCAUGAAAUAAGGUGGAUAUAAUGCGGAAAAAAUGAAUAUAUAUA
Magallana angulata is the source of this 3173-nucleotide messenger RNA. Its product is annotated as dual specificity protein phosphatase 3-like. Gene Ontology annotation, cellular component: cytoplasm. Gene Ontology annotation, biological process: protein dephosphorylation; negative regulation of MAPK cascade. The transcript is spliced from 3 exons. The coding region runs from base 138 to 716 and encodes 192 amino acids. The record is from RefSeq and is a predicted model, not a curated record. NCBI's taxonomy places the organism in Eukaryota, Metazoa, Mollusca, Bivalvia, Ostreida, Ostreidae. Gene Ontology annotation, molecular function: protein tyrosine/serine/threonine phosphatase activity; MAP kinase phosphatase activity.